CGGUGCAGCUGACGCUGCCGACCAACCACAGCGCGUCGGCCCGCGACGGCCCCGGCGCCCGCCCCGGCGUUGCCAGUGGGAGCGGGAGCGGCGGGCUGAUGUCGGAAUCCGAGUCCGGGCCCAAGGAGGCGCGGGUGGUGCUCGGGCUCGACUACGGCACCACGCACACGGGGCUCGCGUUCAUGCACCAGACGAUGGAGCGGGUGCCGCUGUUCAGCGACCUGGUGGUGUUUGACAGCUGGGGCGAGGGCGGCAGCAACGGCGGCAAGAUCCGGUCGGCCAUGUCGUACUCGCGCACGCCGCACGGGCGGCGGCAGUGGGGCAACGACAUCGACGAGAAGAACUCGUUGGUCUUGCAGUGGACCAAGCUGGAGCUGCAGGCGCGGCCGCCGCUGGACGAGCUCAAGUCGCUGCUGCAGUCGCUCAACGGGCUGCACCUGCUCGAGGGACUCAGAGGGAACGACAUGGCCGCCGUCGAGCACGCCAUCCCCGAGCACAUCACGCGCGGGCCCGUCGAGGUCGUCGAGGAGUUUCUGUCGAGGGUCGCCCGCCAGUACUACAUGUGGAUGCUCGACCAGAACGAGUUCAUCUUCAAGGACGGCAACGUGCCCAUGGACAUGGUCAUCACCCACCCCGUCGAGUGGAGCUACGAGGCCCUCAACAAUACGUACCGCGCCGUCACGGGUGCCUUCAACAAGCACAUGUUCUCGACACGCCGCAACGUCUACUUCGUCCCCGAGCCCGAGGCCUGCGCCGUCUACACGGUCCAGCAGAUGAUCUCCGAGGCGCAGGGGCGCUCGCUGGUUCCGGGCGAGUGCUUUGUUGUCUGCGAUGCUGGCGGAGGAACAGUGGACCUGGUCACGUACCUCAUCAAGAAGGUCGAGCCGCUGGAGCUGGAGAAGAUUGGCGUCAUCACCGGCGGUCUGUGCGGCGCCAUCUUCAUUGACCAGGCCUUCAUCCGCUGGAUUGAGGCGCGGACGACGGGCAUCACGGCGCGGUCCGACGAGAUCGGCACCGGGGGGCACUACGUGUUGGACCCCAAGGGCAGCACCGUCUUCAACCGCUUCGAGAUCAUGAAGCGCAAGUUCACCGGCACCGAGGCCAACACGCUAACGCUGCCGCGCGGCGUCGCCGUUAACCCCAGCGCUGCCAACAGCGUCCCGGGGCUACUACAGAUCUCAGCCGACGACAUGAAGAGCUUCUUCGAGUUCUCCGUCAUCAAGACCAUCGACCUUAUCGGCCGCCAGAUCGCCAGCGCCGCCAACAAGCGCCACCGAGUCAUGCACAUCUUCAUGUCCGGCGGCAUGUCGCAAAACAACUACGUGCUCAACCGCGUGCGCGAGUGGGCACGCACGCUCAACGGCGAGAUGUCGGUGCAGCGGCCCGAGAACGGGUGGACGGCCGUCGUGCAGGGCGCCGUGCUCGCGGGCAUGGGCAUCGGGUCGCGCAACGCCGUGCUCACCCGGCCGUGCAAACGCCACUUCGGCAUCAUGGGCGCCGAGGCGCUCAGCGCGGCCAAGCACCGCGACGCGGCCAUCCGCAUCGUCGCCGACGAGGUGCACGGCGCCAACAUGGCCCUCGACCAGGUCGCCUGGCUCGUCCGCAAGCACGACGUCGUGUUCCCCGACCGGCCCGUCACCGCGACGGCGCGCGUCGCGUGCACCUUCUUGCCCGCGCACGUCAAUAAUGGGUCGGUCGCGCGCGUCGUGUUUUGCGCUACGGCCAUGGACGACCCGCCGUCGCAUAGCCUGCCGCGCGAUGCCGGCGAGGUCGCGGCCGUCGAUGUGCGCCUGGACAAGAUACCCUCGUCGGCGUUUCGCGGUCUUGUCGCCCCUGACGGGCGUGGUGGGUACGUCGAGGCCCGCUUGACGGUCGAGAUUUCGGUGUACUACAAUGCAUCCUACCUGGUGCGUGUCCUGUGCCAGGGCCAGGAGCUGGGUGUUUAUCCCAAGAGACACGAGGCUGCGCAACCUACGUCACCCCUGAGGUCGCCCGUUGACUACGCCAGACCGCAGGGCGGCGGCAGGGGCACGCCGUGGGUUAGGGGCGCGGGCUACGGCUGAGCGCGACACCACUGUGUAAAUUGGAUUGUGUUUCUAUGCUAGGUCUGGCCCGUGAUCAAAGUUGACAGUGGCUUGAAGGGUCUUGAAUUGUCUGUCUGAAUCCCAUCUCAUAAUACAGGAGAAAGGCCUUUUAUGUUUCCAAGAAAAGGACAAAGGAAACCUGGUUCAACAGUCUGUUCAGUCGUACUACGUAAAGGACUCAGCCGUAGCAAGGGAGAAAAAAAGAGGGCAUUCGGAAGUCCGGGAGCCCGAAAAAGGGAUCAGGGCUGAAAGUAACGAAUGAAGGGAUAUGCAGGGAUGUAACUUGACAAUGUAGCUCAAAAGUGGCUCAAAAGUGG
This is a messenger RNA of Lasiosphaeria miniovina, 2401 nucleotides long. RefSeq lists its product as uncharacterized. NCBI's taxonomy places the organism in Eukaryota, Fungi, Ascomycota, Sordariomycetes, Sordariales, Lasiosphaeriaceae. The transcript is spliced from 8 exons. The record is from RefSeq and is a predicted model, not a curated record. Bases 99 to 2063 code for a protein of 654 amino acids.